Messenger RNA from Exophiala oligosperma, 743 nucleotides. RefSeq lists its product as uncharacterized. Bases 127 to 600 code for a protein of 157 amino acids. Gene Ontology annotation, cellular component: mitochondrion; cytosol. NCBI's taxonomy places the organism in Eukaryota, Fungi, Ascomycota, Eurotiomycetes, Chaetothyriales, Herpotrichiellaceae. The transcript has a single exon. The record is from RefSeq and is a predicted model, not a curated record. Gene Ontology annotation, molecular function: deaminase activity.
UUUGAUACAACAACGAGAGAAGUUUACGUGUUUAUUCAGGGAAGAAAGACGUUUCCCAAGAUCCUUCCGUCGUCCCAAACUCUGGCCUGAACCAUUGUGAAAGAAAGUCUUUUUUUUUCCCCGAGGAUGUCAUCCCCAAACGGCACGGCUGUAUUCCUCCCUCCGUCGGCCGCUCAAGGUCUGGCGAACUACCCCCACGCCCGGGCCACACCGAACGACACCACAUCGACCACCCUGUACGUGUCCGGCACCUCUUCGCGAAGAGGGGACGGAACAUACGCAGGGUAUUCGGUGGGCGGCGACGGAAGAGCGGUGUUGGACGUGGCCGAACAGACGACGGCAGUUCUGACCAACAUCAAGCGUGUCAUCGAGACCGCCACCGACGGCAAAUGUGGGCUCGAGAGUGUCAUCGAGGCGACCAUAUUCCUGACCGACAUGAAGGAUUACAAACGGAUGAACGACGUAUGGAACACGUUCUUCCCGGAACGGACAGCGGCCCCUGCGCGAACCUGUGUCCAGGUUGCGGCCCUCCCAAACGAAAAGUUGUGCGUCGAGAUCAAGUCCAUAGCUAUCGUCCCCGUCGACGUACGGUCUUCUUGAAUGAUCGCCCAAAAAGGAAAAGUAUCGAAGGAGCCUACUUGGGUUCUCACGUAGAGAGAGAGAGUCUUUCUAGUCUCAGAAGCCACAGGAUUUUACUCUGUACACUACGUACGAUCCACGUAUCGAUUACGGUUGAACUGUCU